This is a messenger RNA of Mucor velutinosus, 1725 nucleotides long. Its product is annotated as RAS2 protein. Bases 1 to 1725 code for a protein of 574 amino acids. Gene Ontology annotation, cellular component: RecQ family helicase-topoisomerase III complex; nuclear body. Lineage: Eukaryota; Fungi; Mucoromycota; Mucoromycetes; Mucorales; Mucoraceae. The transcript has 3 exons. The record is from RefSeq and is a predicted model, not a curated record. Gene Ontology annotation, biological process: resolution of meiotic recombination intermediates; double-strand break repair via homologous recombination.
AUGUCUUUAGAAGAGCCGCCUGUUAUUUUGCUGCGAUGGUGUAAAGACAGAAGUGGCAUUCGACUGAAGAAAGACUAUCUCAGAUUAUGGAAGGCUGCCAAGAGCCAGCCCAUUGUCGAUUACGAAGCUGCCUACUCUGAACUCGUAGCCGAUUUCCUCAAAACUGAUAUAUCAACCACAUCAGAGCCUGUUAUUCAAGACGAAUUUGCUCAGAACCCUGUAGAUACAUUUCCAGUAGGUCAUUUGCGAGAAGGAUGUGGUGUCAUACUUCAGAUACAAGACACUUUGGAUAUCAGACAUUCUACUUUUUCCUUGUUGAAUUCUUUGAACAAUGCUACGCCAGUACGACAACUAUACAUCGAGAGAAACGAAGGAGAUGAUGUUAAUCUGCCCAGGGGCAUGUUGCAAUGGGUGCUAACAGACGGCACCAAACAAAUAUACGCAAUGGAGAUUGAGGCCAUUCCAGGCUUGGAUCUAAAGACUCCUUUUGGCUGCAAGCUGCUCAUCAAAGGAUGUCGGGUCAGAAGAGGGAUGUUGAUGCUGACAAAGGACAAUGUCAAAGUGCUGGGAGGCGAUGUAAUGGAGCUAUAUGGAGGAGACAUGAUUGCAGAACUGGAGGAUCGAUUCAAGAGGAAACUGGGCAUUAUAAACGAGCCAAUAACACCAGUGCCUACAGAGAAUGGUAAUAUCCCUGGAGCACACGCCGCGCCUACACAAGCACAAAACAGCAGGAAUCCUGCAAUGUCCGCACAGAGCAUAAUGCAGACAGAACAACCAGAUAACUUUGACGACGACAUAAAUUACGAUGACUUACCCAUGGAUUCCUUCGAAACUGACACGGCAAGCUCGAGGGCGAUGGAGUCUGUUGGCACAGAUUCAAAUGCAACACUUCUCAACACUGCCAGCAUGGGCUACAGCGAUGAUGAUGAUUUCAUGGAUCCACCGCCACCGCACGUCAGUCCUUCUCGUCCAUCCACCAGCAUAAACAGAGCCAGCUUGACUAAAAGACCGCAGCAAGCACAAGAAACAACCGCUUCAAGCAAGAGAACCAGAGUAGAGGCCUCAUCGCCUGUAGCAGAAGUACCCGCAUCGACCACACCAGCACCACCACAGCACGACCAAAAUGUUGUAGAACCGACUCCCAUGGACACAGACGAAGACGAUGAAGAUGAACAAGGAGAUUUGUCAUUUGUGGAUCCCAGCGUGUGGGCAAAUUUCGAAAUGGCAGUUAACAAUGACAAGAUUCAAUACGAUGAACAAGGCAGAGCCAACUGCUCAUUCGAUAUACUGAAACAGAUAUUGAUUGACAUGCGAGAACAGACAGGUGGCAAUGUGCCAGAUACACUGCGCGUCAAGGCACAGUGCAUCAAGAUGGCCAAGCUCAAAAUGCAUGUAAAUCAGUGCUUUUAUUUGGAGCUUUUGCUGGGUGAUCCUAUAGUCAAAUACGAAAAGAGUGGGCCUCUGGAAGGCACCAUCAGAGCAGUAGUGAAUAACGAGUUGAUGUACAAACUCAUGGGUAAAGAAGUACACGAGGUAAAAGAGAUCUAUGCUAAGGGUGGUCAAGCAGGAAUUGCAAACCAAGUGUUGAAGCCAGUGCGCAAGAAGAUUACUCAGAUUGUGGUGUAUCUCACUUUGGACAUGACGGUACUGGAGAAGAACUUGGAUGAUCCACAGCACGCUUUGAUGCCACUCAUCACCAACUAUGAGCCAGCUACCUCUGAUUAA